This is a messenger RNA of Oncorhynchus keta (chum salmon), 4556 nucleotides long. Its product is annotated as sodium-dependent multivitamin transporter-like. Lineage: Eukaryota; Metazoa; Chordata; Actinopteri; Salmoniformes; Salmonidae. Gene Ontology annotation, molecular function: sodium-dependent multivitamin transmembrane transporter activity. The transcript has 18 exons. Gene Ontology annotation, cellular component: membrane. Bases 757 to 2688 code for a protein of 643 amino acids. Gene Ontology annotation, biological process: biotin transport; pantothenate transmembrane transport; sodium ion transport. The record is from RefSeq and is a predicted model, not a curated record.
GACCCAGCCCACUUCCUAGGCAUGAGUAAUUGCAAGAGAAAAGCGCUAUAAUCAUCAUGGACAACAAAUGUUUACAAAGGAUUGCGUUCAAUGAAGAACUAAAACAUUCUUAUGAUCAAUGAGGUACAUUUAAAUGAUAAAAGUGAAGAAUGGUGUAUCUUUAGAUGUAUCAUAUUCUAGGUGUUUGUUAACAAACCAAAACGUGCCAUUCUUGAACAACGGGGACAUGGAUGAGUCAUCCCCAUGUGUCGUUUUGCAGAUAACCAUCUCUAGAUAACUUCAGAACAUUUUUGAAUUUCUGAAGCUUUUUGAUUUUCGCUUAUUACCUAUGGGACAAUUGUGAUCAGAUUUGGAGAUGAUGCCUGGUCCAAAGUAAACCACGUUUUCAACGCAUGCAACCUUGUCGCGAUGCAUGAUGACAGGACAUAGAUUUACAAAAGUGCUGGAUUGGAAGUUGACUGUCGGCACCACAUUUUAUACAGUUAAGCUGACAACUGCAAUGCAAUGGCAGUAAUGGAAAAUCUCUUCUGACUUGCCCUUCGUAAAGAUGGUGAUCUAAAAGCUUGUGGAGGCAAUUUAUCCUGCUCGUCAAAUGGUCUUUUCCAGAAGGAUGUUUUGGACUGACGGAGAGUGUAUCUGAAAUCUGUGCAAGGCUGUUGGGCAAAGACUCUCCCCUUACGCCGCGGAGACGUCCCCUCCACGUCCAUCUCCAUCCCAUUUAGCCACAGUAGCCAUAUCCUGAUAACUGGCUCCAAGAUGGAUCCUUUGGAAAGAAUGCACUUCACCACUAUCGACUAUGUCAUAUUUGCCCUCUUGCUGGUGGCAUCCAUGGGCAUAGGGCUGUAUUACGCCCUGUCAGGGGAUCGGCAGCGCACCACUCAGGAGUUCCUGCUAGCGGACCGGAGCAUGAGCUGCCUUCCUGUAUCCCUGUCACUUAUCGCUACAUUUCAGUCAGCGGUGGCUAUAGUGGGCGUGCCGGCAGAGAUCUAUACCCAUGGCACUCAGUACUGGUUCAUAGGCUGUGCUUACAUCUUGGGCCUAUUAAUUCCAGCACAUGUUUUCAUUCCUGUGUUCUACAGGCUGCAUCUUACCAGCGCUUACCAGUAUCUGGAACUGCGCUUUAGCAAACCAGUGCGUAUCUGUGGAACACUUACCUUCAUCUUUCAGACAGUCAUCUAUAUGGGUGUUUGUGUGUACACUCCGGCCCUAGCACUCAAUGCAGUUACUGGCUUUGAUCUAUGGGGAGCAGUACUGGCCACUGGACUGGUGUGUACACUGUAUACUACUCUGGGAGGCCUGAAGGCAGUGAUCUGGACAGAUGUCUUCCAGACCAUAGUGAUGUUUGCUGGCCAGCUGGCGGUCAUCGUGGUGGGGGUCCAGCAGACUGGAGGGUUAGCAGAGGUCUGGAGGAAGGUCUGGGAGGGGAACCGUAUCUCUGGCAUAGACCUGAAUCCUGACCCUACGGAGAGGUACACAUUCUGGACCCUGGGGGUGGGAGGGAUCUUCCUGAUGCUGUCUCUGUACGGGGUCAACCAGGCCCAGGUCCAGAGAUACCUCAGCUCCAAGACCGAGCGGGAAGCCAUCAUGUCUUGCUACAUGGUGUUUCCCUUUCUACAGGUAGCUCUAGCUCUGAGCUGUGUCAUGGGGCUGGUCAUGUUUGCGCGUUACUGUGGGGAGGACCAAUUUCACAAAAUAGGCAACUUAUCAAAAAAUGAGAUGGUGUUAUACUUUGUUAUGGACAUGCUGCAGGAUCUACCUGGUCUGUCUGGACUGUUUAUAGCUUGCGUAUUUAGUGCAGCUCUCAGCACCAUCUCGUCAGCCUUUAACUCUCUGGCCACAGUGACCUUGGAGGACCUGAUCAAACCACACUGCUCAUCCAUGACAGAGGCCAGGGCCACCCUGCUCUCCAAGGGACUGGCAUGUUCAUAUGGAUUGAUGUGCCUGGCUAUGGCCUAUUUAACCCACUUGAUGAGUGAUUCCGUUUUGCAAGCUGCUUUCAAAAUCUUUGGAAUGGUUGGUGGUCCUCUUCUUGGCAUCUUCUGUCUCGGGAUGUUCUUUCCUUGGGCUAACUCUACUGGUGCCCUGGCGGGUUUGGGGUCAGGCCUGGUGAUGGCCUUCUGGGUGGGCAUCGGGAGCAUCGUAACCCGUACCUCUGGUGGUCCUGCUGCUGUGUCUCAUUUCAACUGCACUGCUGUACAACUCUCAGAAAACAUCACCACAGCCAUAGGGACUGCACUCAAUAGUACUGCUGUGCCUACUAGUACAUCCAGAUUCCGUCUCUCACAGUUGAAGUGUACCUAUGAAUCAAAUUACAGACCUCUACAUGCAUUCCAACCAAUGGGUCUGCAGAGAUUCUACUCCUUAUCCUUCAUGUGGUACAGUGCUCUCAGCUCUUUCACUGUGGUGAUCACAGGGUUGAUUGUUAGCUUUCUCACAGGACCAAUGAAAGAGGAGGAUGUGACCCCAGGCACUCUGUAUCCUCUGUUGGGCAACAUGCUGUUCUUUGUACCAGAUAACCUCAAACAAAAUCUGUGCUGCGCCACCCCACUGGAGCACAGGGAAUGUCCACCUGCACAACACAAGGAAAAUAAUGUUCAGGCCGUCUACACAGAAGAAGAAGAAGAGGAGAGGCUGAACUUUCUUCCCACUUCUCCCACACCUGUUACGGAACACGAGACAACUGUCUGAUGCACAGAGACACUUCCAUAACCUCAUGUUAUGUCGUGGCACACGGGGCAGUGAAAUGGUCCACACCAUUUUAUGUCACUGUUUUUCACAGAGGACCUGUUCUUUUGAGGAGAUGUGAUGUCGGGAGUGACUCUUAUUUUAAAACUUUGCUUCAGGUUUGUAAUUCAAGUGACUGGAUAAAAAAUGCACUGGGACUGUACAUGUAUAUUGUACAUGACGCAUGGCAAUACCAAAUGUACGUAGAGUAUUACGUAUUCUGGAAAUCAAAAGAUUUUGUAUUUUUUAAUUUUUUUUAUUUCACCUUUAUUUAACCAGGUAGGCUAGUUGAGAACAGGUUCUCAUUUGCAACUGCGACCUGGCCAAGAUAAAGCAUAGCAGUGUGAACAGACAAUACAGAGUUACACAUGGAGUAAACAAUUAACAAGUCAAUAACACAGAGAAAAAAGGGGAGUCUAUAUACAAUGUGUGCAAAAGGCAUGAGGAGGUAGGCGAAUAAUUACAAUAUUGCAGAUUAACACUGGAGUGAUAAAUGAUCAGAUGAUCAUGUACAGGUAGCGAUAUUGGUGUGCAAAAUAGCAGAAAAGUAAAUAAAUAAAAACUGUGGGGAUGAGGUAGGUGAAAAUGGGUGUGCUAUUUACCAAUAGAUUAUGUACAGCUGCAGCAAUCGGUUAGCUGCUCAGCUAGCUGAUGUUUGAAGUUGGUGAGGGAGAUAAAAGUCUCCAACUUCAGCGAUUUUUGCAAUUCGUUCCAGUCACAGGCAGCAGAGUACUGGAACAAAAGGCGGCCGAAUGAGGUGUUGGCUUUAGGGAUGAUCAAUGAGAUACACCUGCUGGAGCGCGUGCUACGGAUGGGUGUUGCCAUCGUGACCAGUGAGCUGAGAUAAGGCGGAGCUUUGCCUAGCAUGGCCUUGUAGAUGACCUGGAGCCAGUGGGUCUGGCGACGAAUAUGUAGCGAGGGCCAGCCGACUAGAGCAUACAAGUCACAGUGGUGGGUAGUAUAAGGUGCUUUAGUGACAAAACGGAUGGCACUGUGAUAAACUGCAUCCAGUUUGCUGAGUAGAGUGUUGGAAGCAAUUUUGUAGAUGACGUCACCGAAGUCGAGGAUCGGUAGGAUAGUCAGUUUUACUAGGGUAAGCUUGGCAGCGUGAGUGAAGGAGGCUUUGUUGCGGAAUAGAAAGCCGAUUCUUGAUUUGAUAAACCCGAGGCCAUAUUAUCUAGUUCUGAGGAAUUCAGAUUUGAAUGGACCGGAUGUAUAAAUGCAAAAUAUCUGGUUUAUGUUUCCUCUCAUUACCACAUAUUACCACACAUUACCACAGAUAAGAGGAAACCCAGAGGCCGGCAGUGGGAGCAGAAUGGUUUUGGCCGACAUUCUGCCAAUUUUCUCAACGACCAAACAUUUUAUGUCCAAACAGUUUUCUGUUUCUAAAACUACAAUCUGUAACCAACUGAAAGGACUGAAUUUUGUAGACUUUACCCUUUGCCAAAGUUUGAAAAAAGUUAAGGAGUGCAAGGGUGAAUUGAGUUAUUGCACACCCACACUUUAGAAUAGGCAACAGAAAUAUGCAAAUAAAUGCUAGAACGUGCCAAUGGGAUCUCACUAGCUUGUGCUUGUCCUGCCCACUCUGAUUAAUUUGCUCCCAUUGGAAAAUACAGGCUCUGUUCAAUCUUGGGUUAGUUAUAUAUUUGAUAUCACUAUGCUACUGUCAAUGAGAAAUAUCUUUAAUUUGUGGAACUGAGUAGUUCUUUCAGUAAUGUGAUCCGGUGAACAACUUUGUCAUGUUGGCCUGUUGUGUCGAAGCAGAAAAUAUUUUUGUAAAAUUAUACUGAGACUGUUUUGUUAGAAAAUAAAAUCUUAAACAUUUCAAUGUA